Molecule: messenger RNA, 14176 nt
Organism: Spodoptera frugiperda (fall armyworm)
Lineage: Eukaryota; Metazoa; Arthropoda; Insecta; Lepidoptera; Noctuidae
Exons: 28
Coding region: 119-3511 (1130 amino acids)
Biological process (GO): spermatogenesis
Cellular component (GO): cytosol; ribonucleoprotein complex; nucleus
Molecular function (GO): mRNA 3'-UTR binding; poly(A) binding; poly(U) RNA binding
Source: RefSeq, a predicted model, not a curated record
CUUGUCGCCUUUCACGUAUUUUAUCCUUCUGAAAUAAUUUACCUGUGCAAUUUCAGUUCUUUGUUUUUUAGCCGGCGCUGGAUUGUUUUUUUCAGUUUUACAUAAAAAUUAAAGCACAAUGACGAGCAGGGGUCGCAACUACCAAAACACCGAGUGGGAUUCGACGCGGGACGACUACAGUAGUUCCGUGUAUGACAACCAAUAUCAAGACGACAGCGUUAGCGCUGAUGUGAACCUGGACCACUGUCGGCUUUACAUCAAGAACGUGCCCAAGGGUUUGAAUGAGGAGGGUCUCCGAGCAGCUUUCGCCAAGUUCGGGACUCUACUCGAGGUGCAUCUCAGUAAAGACCCGCAAAAGAGCUACGGGCUUGUGAGAUUCGAGACGCCUGGAGAAGCUAAGUUGGCGAUGAUGAAGAUGAAUAGGACUGAGCCGUUGAAAUUGGCCAUCACCAUCGCUUACAAGUCCAAAAGCAAGCAGAACCAGAAUCAGAACCAAAACAGGGGGCAUCCAGAACGGUCGGAGAGGAACAAUAGGAGUGGGAGGGAGAGGAACGAUAGGAACGAUAGAAAUGACAGGAGCAGCGUCAGCAUGAGCAGGGAUAGAGAGGACAGCGGCAGUGUGCUCAGUCACGGGAAGAACUCACGAAUGGCUGACGAGGUUCCUAACGGAGACAACAAUAUGGAUGAUUUGUUGCUAGAAGAUGACUAUGGAUUCUCUGACAUCUUGGACCCGAAUCUCCAUCUGGAGUUGGAAAGCCUGAAGUUGGAACAGCUGAAGGUACGGGAAGAGCAAUUGCAAGUGAAACAAAGGGUUAUUCUAUUGAAACAGGCGGAGAGGCGACCUAUGGCGCAAAUGAGCAACCGGUGCAUCCUGCCUGAUGGAAAGAUCGUGGUCCGAAACAAUGCUGACAGCGUUAACACGCCUACCGUAAAACAAGUCAGGUUUCGGGAUUCCCGAGACGCAGACGUGAGCUUCAGCGCCGGUGCUGGCGACUCGUUUAAAAUGCCCGCACUACAACGCAUCGGCUUGCGGCAGUGCGUCGUCUGCGGCGCGGGCGCCGACUCCUUCUGUGCGGGGUGCGGUAUCACGCCGUAUUGCUCCGAGAGGUGCCAGCGACGUGAUUGGACCGAUCGUCAUAGCUCUGUGUGCCAUAAUCUUGCUAGAACGAAGAAUGAGCGAGCCAACCGCAAUGUUGCUGAGAGCGAUGAUCCACCUGUUGUGCAACCAGCGCAGCCGCUACGGCGUCCGCAUUUGAACAAUUCCAACGCUAGACGAGAGAUUCAGGACGGAGAUAAUUCUGGAUUCGUGCCUAAGACACUACCCAAGUCUCCUAUGGUUAACAACAACAACAGCGACUCCGCCAGUAGCAGCGGAGAUAGGCGCAGACUGCCACACAGAUUGAACCAGCCACGGGAAUUAAAUGCUAAUACAAAGUCUCCAAAUAAUCGUUUCCCCAACGCCAAACAGCCAGUUAACCAGGAGACUCCGGCAGUGAAGGAAUCUGUCCAGCAACCGAAGAUUCCAUCUGCUGUCACUGCUGCGAGGAAAGCUAAUGGACCCAAAAGCACCCAAGAAACUGCUUCAAAACCCGACGUAGCCAAGCGUGAAGUAUCCACACCUGAACAGCAAAACAAACCCGAAUCUCCCAAGCCUGAUAUAGCUGCGUCUGAACCGCAAAAAGCUCUUGCAAAAAAACCCAAUCAGAUGUUAAAACCGGCGAGUGUGAGCGAUGUAACGCCGACUAAGAAACUAGUGCCUAAAAAAACUCUCCUCGAUUCCCUAAAAGUGGGUGACACAGUACUUCUGACAGUGGAAUCUAAAGCGGCCGACGCUCGCUCUCCCCGCGGCGACUUCGUAUGCAUGCUGUUCUCUGAAACUUUCAACGCUGAGUACACGAAGCUCUGCGAAGAUUUCAUCCUAGAUUGCGAUAGAGAUGGGCAGAGUGUUACACCGACACCAGGCGAAACGAUUUCCUACUUCAAUCCCGAAGACAACGCGUGGUAUCGCGGUCGCUGUCUCACUCCGACCGUCCUCGCUCUACUGGACAGUGGCAAGAUAGUCACUAUCUCUGCCGCCGAUAAGUUACGGAAACUGCCGAACGCUUACGAAGAUAUUCCCGAGUUCUCUGCCGUGUUGACGGCUAAGGGAGUGAAGAUCGGAACAAACAUCAUGGCUACAAUCACAUCGCAAGUACCGAACGGGUUCAAAGUGAGCAUGAAGGACGUGGAAUGUAACGCCGCGCUCGGCGACGGAGAGCUGGCGCGUUGGCUGGCCAAUGUCGAAUAUGCUGCCGCCCCGACAACGGUAACAAUACCGACAGUACCUCGGCCGGACGUCACGCACAACACCAAAGUGUUCCUGGUACACGCCACGAGUCUGGACAAAGUGUUCGUGCGCCCGGCAGACACGGACUCGCAGCUCGUGUACAAUGAGAUAUUGCAGCGGGUGUUGCUUAGUGGGGACCAGUAUAAACUGCUAAAGGAGCCGCCCCAACGCGGUCAGCUCGUGAUCGCCAAGUUCACAGACGGCAACCACUACCGGGCGUUCGUCCAACGUACGAACGCGAAACUCAAUAAAUACAUGAUCGAGUAUGUCGAGUUUGGAAACGUGGAAGUGAACAAGCUGGAGACUCUGUACCAGUGUCCUGAAGACAUGGACCUGGAGAAUAUGCCGCCUCUAGUGUCGAUGGUGAAGUUAUCCACUGAAGCGCUGCAGCCCGCCGCUACGGACGCUAUCGAGCAGCUUAAAGACGAAGUCGAGUUGGUUUUGACCCUCAACGACAGAAAGCAGACGGCGCCCAGCGGUAGCCAGGUGACGCUGACACGGGCCGACACGCUGGUCAACGUGAACAACUUGCUGGUGGAGCUCUGCACUCCGGAGUGGAAGAAGAUAGAGAAGAAGGGGGAGGAUAUUAUUAACAAAGUGUUCCUAACAAUGGACGACUUAGAAAUAUCGAAGCUCCCGCCGCGCGGGUGUACGGUCACAGUACUAGAUACGAGCAUGUUGAACGGCGGCGUUGUAUGCGGGUACGAUAGCGCUUCGCCCUUCGCGCGACGGGUGCACGUCGAGUUGGCUGAGAAGAUGGCCGAAUACUGCGAGAGCGAAUUAGGCAAGGAGCCGUACUUGCCUAGAGCUGAAGAGCUAUGCAUCGCCAAAAUGCCACCAUACCCGCAAUGGUUCCGCGCGAUAUUCCUCUCGCUAACGGAGGGCCCGGGCAGCAGCGAGGCGAGCGUGUGCUACGUCGACUACGGUAAUGUCGCCGACGUGCCCGUCAACAUGAUUAGGAAGAUGAUACCGGACUUCGUGAAGGGAUACCCGACUUUAGGACUGCAUAUUAAUAUUAGGGGUUUCCCGGAACCGACAGACGAGGCUCUAAUGAAGGCUCUCGUUCACAUGAAAAUCGACGAGGAAGGCCGCGGCUCUCUCAAAGUGACCAACUGUAUCUACCGCGCCGACGACGGUACGUAUGAAGUAGACGCUCCUGAGUUACUCGCUGCUAUGUCUAAGUAGAUAUAUUAUCUGUGUAUAAACAUAUUUAUAGGAAUGACGUCAGUCAAUGUUCUCCCGAUGAUAAAAAUCAAUCAUUCAGAGAGCUUAGUACGAGAUUGUUUUACGUUUAAGUACCAUUCGGGGGAAAACUUUGCUAUUCUUUCAUUCUAUUCGUACAUAACUUCUGCCAAUUCUAUUAUGUGAUGGCUCCCAUGUAAUAUAGAGUGUGCUUAUUCUAUAUAUCUUUGAUUUUAGCCUUCUGAGCCCUAUACCCUUAGUACAAGUUUGCUUUACAUUUAACGAGACCGCAGGGACCGGCGCUCUGAUUGGUUGGUUCAUUGGAGCCGGCCAAUCAGAGCGCCGAACAUGGCUCUUUUCUAUUUCGUUAAAUGUAAAGCGAACUUAUACUAAGCUCUCUGAUUGGUUGGUUCUUUUAACCUGGCCAAUCAGAGCGCCGAACGUGGAUCUUUCCGUUUCGUAAAACGUGAAACAAACUCGUACUAAUAUCUCAGCUUUGAUUGUAAGAAGUAAUAAAACUUCGUUGCGUUUCUUCAACACUGUGUAGAUACACUAAAAUAUACAAAAUUGGUUUAAUUUUAAGACGCAAAGCACAUUACUCACGCCCUAAUACUAAAAUGCUACUCAAUUUUAAGUUGUACUUAAAUAUCGUGCUAUCUUUGUCAUUUUAUAAAGAAUCGAUAGGGACAGCACUAGUUUUGAGAGCGUCUUAAAAUUGAGUAGCGUUUGAGUAUUCGGAGAUUGUUCUAUAUUGUCUAAUGUAGAUUUUUCAAACCUAAAUUCUUAAUAAGUAGGGUUCAGAAUGUAUUAAAAGAGAUAUUGACAUGUACUGUGCUUUUAGUCUUUGUCUACGUACGUUACGUACGAUUUUUUUUUUACUUUUUGUAUAAAAAAAAUGUGUAAAGAAAAAAAUUACAAAAAAAAAGAUUGUUGUUAGUAAAUAAUUGAAAAAAAAACAAAAAAAAAGCAUUGUUAAGUAAUUUUUGUAACGAAAUUGUUAAAAAAAAAAUGUUUAUUUUUCAAUCAUUGGUUUUAAAUUAGAUUCCUCACUCGGACAAAGAAUUAUUGGCUAAUUUUAUUUUUCAAAAUUGUUAAAAAAGAAACACGGCAUUUUGAUCUGAUAUAUAUGGCAAUAUACACGCUCCUAUAUAACUUUACCUGGUGGCAACUUGGUUGCGCAACUAAGUUGUCGGCGACCAUGUCAACACUCAUUUUAGUUCUGGUGUCUCUUUGUAUACACUACGGUUGCGAGAUUUAUCCUACGAUUAAUAAAUCAGUCCCUUAGUACGAGUUUCCAUUACGUUUAAAGUAAUCGAAACGUGAUUGGUUAGUUUAUUCGAGCCGGCCAAUCAGAGCACCGAACGCGCUCUUGUUUCGAUCACUUUAAACUUGUACUAAGGUUACAGAAAUGAAGUGAAAAGUUGACAUACUUAGUUAUUUUUAUAUUAAUAAUAAAAUCUAAUGGUUGCCUGUAUGUUGCCAUAGCCAGAAUAAAACAUAAAACCGUGUAUCUACAUAUUGUUUUUAACCGACUUCCCAAAAAAAGAGGAGGUUCUUUAAUAGGCUGUGUUUUGAAUGAACGAAUGGAAUAAUAUUAAACACGUAUUUUUUUGUUUAUCGAUAUUACUAUAAGUGUGGGAGAGCCUUGCUUCGGCAGUGCUGGGCCGGCUCCACCGCAGUGAUACCACGGCCUCAAAGAAAACCGACGUGAAAUAACGCUUGCGUUGUGUUUCGUUGUGUGAGUGAGGUUACCGGAAGGCCAAAUACCCCUCGGUAAUCGUCCGAUUGCAAAGGGGUACCCAAUCUUCCAAAUCCCCAACAAUUCUUAAAUUCCUAACCCCCAAAACCCUGGCAACGCACUUGUAGCGCCUCUGGUGUUUCAAGUAUCCAUGGGCGGUGCCAAUUGCUUAUACCUUAUAGCGGCUUAUACUAUAAAAAAAAACUUAAAGAAUUAAAAACCCAUACAGCUUUUGAUGUGUUUGCUAAAUACGUGUUCAAUAUUGUUUCAUUUAUCAUAACUUUUUGUAAUAAUGUCUAUUUUUUUCUAUAUAUUUAUAGACAUAAGCGCUUACAAAUGUAGUUAGAUGUGUGUGGCCUUACAUUUGCUUUUAUAUAGCUUACUAUAAUAUUAAUAUAACUGAUAACUGACGAAAAUUUUGUUUUUAGAGCUCAAUUUUACUAAGACACUAUUUGCCACAGUCGAGAGACAUUUAAUGAUUACUUAAACUAUUCCUUAGUAACGAUUUUCUUCUUUACAUUACUUACUUAUACUAACUUAUGCUAUUUGUUUAGUGUUGACUUGGUUGCGCAACUAGUUGUCGGCAACCAUAUCGUCGCUCGUAUUUGUUCUGGUCACGACACUGUUGCGCGAUUAGUCGUAUAACUAAAGUGUCUUAGUAGAAUAGUGCUUGCCAUUAUCGCAGGUUUUUAUAUUGACGAUUGAAAGGCUAACUAAACUCAUUUUUUGCGAUUUUGAGUAAUAUACAUACAUCAUUCGAUUGAGAAACAUUUGGUGGUUUCGAAUAUGUAUAGAUAAUUAAAUGUCGCUCAGAUCAGUUAGCCAUUCAACCGACUAUAUUACUUUACGUGCCGUAAUGUGCACCUCUGCCUACCCCUUCGGGGAUAAAAGGCGUGACGUUGCAUAUAUUUGACUUACCAUCAUCAAGGUUUUUAAAUAUGUUUCUUACGUUUUAUAACUUUGUAAUAGGAAUCCCUAUGUUUUUGCGACGCAUAUCACACAGAGUGAUUCGUAUUAAAAUUAAAUUAACGUUUUGUUUCAAUUGUGUUAUUUAUAAUACAAAAUCAUUGAAUGACAAGUCGGUAUUUAUAUAUCACUACUUACGUACUCGUUUUCUUUUUCUUAUAUCGUACUGCGUUUUAUAAAUUGACUAUCGACUCGCCCCAGCUUCGUAUGGGUGCAAUGGUGAUAUAUUAAGCACGUAUUAUACAUAUAAACCUUCUUCUUGAAUCACUCUGUCUAUUAAAAAAACCGCAUCAAAAUCCGUUGCGUAGUUUUAAAGAUUUAAGCGUACAAAGGGACAUAGGGACAGAGAAAGCGGCUUUGUUUUAUACUAUGUAGUGAUUUUCAUUAAAGUUUAAGAUUACGGAGACUAAUUUCUAAGGAAUUUGUUUCAAAAACGUCAAAUGUUUUUGGUUUUUUUUUUGACAUUACGACAAUAGUUAUGCUAUAUCGUUUUAAAUGUAAAUCAUCUUUGCGUAUCGUUCGUAUCGUGUUCAGUGGUAAUUUCCUUUACGCAUUUUGUAGAAAAAAUAAAGAAAACAAAAAAUAGCUAUUGAGAAUGUGAGGUGUGAUUUUUCAUGAUUAGGGUUGUCGUUUGUUUGAUAUUUGGAAAAGCGUAUGGUUAUGUGACGAAGUAAUUCUUUCUUUGACAUUAAAAAAGUAAAUUAGGAAAGGAAUUAAAGGAAAGUGUUUCACGAAGCCAUGUUGAAAGUUAUUGGUAAAAGGAACAGCGGGGUUUCUUUACGAAAAUAUAAGAAAAAAAAUACAUACAAAUGAUUUUUAUGUUAUCGGCUUACUCACGUAACUGUUUGACGAGGAACUCAUAAAUUAUAUUUAUUUUUGCAAAUAGGUUACAAUGUAAUUCUUUUACACGUCAAUCUCUUAAAUAACUAGAUGAGGCCGGCAUUUCCUAUCGGACUGCUCUGAGAAGAAAUGCCGAAACAAACUCAGAGGUCAUAGUCUCUUUUAAAGUCCAGGCAAAAUCAAUUAAAGAUGUAGGAGAACAUCAUUCGACUAGUUGAGUAAGCCGAUAACAUAAUAAUUAAUAAAAAAUAAAUAAAUUGAGUGCGGAAGAAUGUUACAUGACAUUGUUUUGUCUUUUCUUAACGUUUUUAUAAAAGCGUAUCAUUGAUACAUUACUCAAAAAAUCGAGAAAUUAUUCACGAAACCGUUUCUAAAAUGGUUGUUGACAUUAUAUUAAUAGAAAGACAAACUUUAAGAAACUGUCCAGACUCUUGAGAAAUCAAAUAAAGUAUUAUGUUUUCAGUAUCUAAGUUCUCUGACAAAAUCAUUAAAUAAAUAUAUACAUUUGUCCAUGAUUUUGAUCGUAAACAGGUCAAUCUACUUUACUAACUUAAACCAAACCAAAGGUUGCGAACUUAACGGCCUAAUCUUUCAAAGGUUGCGAAUUUUUGAACUAUAUAUAGUUUUUAGUAGAACUAAAAACUUAUUCUCUUUAAUAGAACCGAUUUCAAUAUAUUUGUUAACGGACUUAACUUUUCAAAGGUUGUAAAUUUUCUACAUUUUAUCUAGUUUUUGUAAAACUAAAAACUUUAUUCUCUUUAAUGGAACCGAUUUCAAUAUAUUCGGCCUAGUACACACGUACGGAGGCGUCGUUAAGAUACUGAGAAUAAUCUAUAAUAUAAAAAUAAGUCGUGUUUUCGUUCCUGACGCUAUAACUCCAGAACGCACGACCCGAUAUCCACGGUUUUGCAUUCGUUUCUAUAGAACGUAUCAUUGAGAUAUUGCUCACAAAAUUGAGAAAUGAUUCACGAAACCGUUUUUAAAAUGGUUGUUAACGUUUUAUUAUAAAAAGACAAACUUUAAGAAACUUAUCGGCGAAAAAUCAUUGUAAGGAGUCUAAUUCCAUUUUCAAAGCUAUUUGAAACCGUCUUUUGAAAUCAAAUAAAGUAUACCAUUUCAUGCUCUGAAUUUUCUGACAAAAUCAUUUAAUAAAUAUAAUAUACAUUUGUCCAUGAUUUUGGUCGAUUACCGAUCAAUCUACUUAACUAACUAACUUUCUUUCUCUUCUUACAAAAGUUUGGGUCAGCAUUGAUUCUUAAUCAGAUUCUAUGUGUCAGUAUUCUGCCAACUUAUAUUUGAUUUCCAUAUAUUCUUUAAUAAAUAAUUAAGAAGUGGAGUUGAUAUUUCACUUUGGUCUUUAAGUCUUGAACAAAUGGAUUGCUUAUAGGCUAACUCGCUUACAACUAGUUCUAGGCGACGUUAAUUAUAAAACACUAGCUACUUUCGCGCAGUUUCACCCGUUCUGCUCGGCCCCUUGCGAUCGUAGCGUGAUGUUUUAUAGCCUAUAACCUACCUUGAUAACUGGACUAUCUAACACAUAAAUAAUUGUCUGAAUCGGACCAGUAAUUCAUGAGAUUAACGUGUUCAAAUAUGAACAAACUUUGCAGUUUUAUAUAAAAAUCAUAAAACAUUUCUUAUCUUUACAGUGGCAUUACGUGCCAUAAUGUGCACCUCUGCCUACCCCUUCGGGGAUUAAAGGCGUGUAUUUCUUGUCUACGAAUUAGCUGUUUACUCGUCGAUAUUUAAUAAAAAAUACCUAGGUAUGUUCGUCGAUCGUUCUCAAAAUGAGGUCGUUAAUGUCACUUAGACAAUAACCAUUUUGUCUGAUAGCUCUUGGAGCUAUGUGCUUAGUCUGAAUUACAUAUUCCAAUACAGAAGUAACAAGAAAUUUGUCACUGAAAAAUUCAACGUGCUAAUUCAGUUUCUGGGUUUUACUAAAAACCACCCCGUUCCUACUCCUGCUUUUCGAGCCGGAGCCCCGGUAAACCCGCUAGAUCGGUAGUUCCGGAUCAGGCAUCUGUCCUACUGGGCCCCAUAUGUGGUGCAGAUUCCGGGUUACAUUGUCAAGUGUGCCCGUUAUUUUGAAAUUUCUGGACACUUCGCUAAGUGUGAUUCCAUGUUUUCUUAAAGCCAUUGUCUUGGAUUUUGGAGAUUUGAAUGUUUAUAUGGCGUGUCUAUCUUAAUAUUGAAUAGGUACGCGUUUCGAUAGCGCGGUUGAAGCGUGCGCGAUCUGAUUUGUUCGGGGUAGUAGUUGCGUUUUAUAGUCACGCGCUUGAACAGCGCUGUUGAGUAAACGCGCGCUGUUGUAUACAGAAGCGAAACGCGCGAUACUAAUCUCGUUUUACAGCAAAACGCGCUCAACGGCGCGUCUAAUAGCGUAGAUAUAAAACCAGCCUAAGUCUUUUCUGGAGUAAAUCCAAGUUUUGAAUGUUUAACCUAUUGUAUGGCAGUAUAUAAGACACAAUAGAAAAUACAUUGUGUCUCGCUUGGAUCCAUGUUUUGAUAUGGCAUGUAUGGCAUCUCAAAGCCAUUGUCUAGAUAUUUUGCAGAUUGGAACGUUUAUAUGACAUGCGAGCGUCAGUUUUUCUCUCUUUCUAUAAUGAAGGGAGUUCUAAGGUUGAUUAAAAACAAGUUUAUUCUCGUUACAUAAUGAGAAAAUUUCUAUUUUGAGUCACAGAAUGACUCUUUUUUCAUGAGCAGUGUAAAUGGAGGCGCCGAAAUCGCGCAGUCUACCUUUUCUGAACCGCGAGUUCUAAGAUUUUCAAAGAAUAUUAUUACCUUUUUAUAAUCCACGAGUCACAGAAUGACUCUUUUUUGAUGAGCAGCGGACGCGGUGACGUUGUUCAGUCUACCUUUUCUGAACCUCAAGUUAUAAGAUUUUCAAAGAAUGGUUACCAUUCUAUAGUCCAUUUUGGAUAGUGUGGUGUGUUACACAGUGUCUCGCGUGUUCAUGUUUCGGCACACGACGGGUUGAUGUAUGACAAGUGAGUUCUAAUAGUAUGUCCCUUUAUUUUCGGAAAUUAAGGGGAUUUAUCAGGUUUUUCUAAAACGUUUCCAAUUUGCUGGUGUCUAUCUUAAUAUUGAUAAAUCUUGGCUGAUAUCUAAGUCAGAUAUAUACUUCUUAUUACAAUUGAAUACGUCAGUUUCUGAGCCAUGACCAUUUGUCAUGAUUUCCAUGUUUCUUAAACUAUGAAACAAUGAAUUUAUUUUUGCAAAUAAGAGCUACAAAACAGCUUUAUGCCACGUCAAUAUUAUUUUUUAAACAGUUCUAGUUGAGGUUGGUGUUUUCUAACGGAUUACUCUGAGAAGAAAUACCGAAGUCAUAGGAUGUUAGGAGAUAGCAAUUGGUUGGUUCAUGUUAUAAGAGGAUUGUGAUAAUAGUUGUUCAUAUUAUGAGGGGAUCUUUCCAUGAUUCCCAUUCUUGGUAAGAUGUUUGACGGUCCUUGUAUGGUCUCUGAAACGGUUUUAGGAUGUUGCUGUCUAUUUCUCGGUGUCUGGUCGCAGUUUUAGGGCAGAUCCAGGUUCAUAUAGGAUACCUGUCUUGUAUUUUGAUAACUCGCUUUGAAGCGAGAGUACGUUUUUACGUAGUCUUAUUUCGUAUAAGUCUGAUUCAAGUAUUUAUUUCCAUUUAACCAUAUGCGCGAGAGCGCAUUCCUUUUCACAAGGCGUCCAACGCACCUGUGACUAGGGUUGUCAGAUCGAUUCUUCCCAUUAUCGGGAUCAAUAACAGAUAUUUCGGGUUUUUUUUUUAAAUAAUCGUCAUAAUUUAAACGAAUAUUUUUUCUGCCUUUCUUAUAUCCAUGCUCAUUUCGGUUCCUUUCUUUUGAGCAUAAAUUAUUAAGUAUACUAAAGACGCGUUCGCAGUAACCGUUACUUACUUGAAUUGAAAAUAUAAAACAUACAAUAUUGGUAAUUUUUUGAACCUCGUGUUUGCAAGUUUUGUUUGACGAAAAUGUGAACUUAAAUUUUAUUAUAGAACUUGUUUUUCGGGAGAUAUUAAAUAUUUGCUUUGUCGGGAGUCGGUAGGACAUACAAUAAUUCUGGAGAAUUCGGCACUUUCCCGACCUUCUGGCAACUCUACCUGUCACUCCUCUCGCUUACCAUCAGGCGAACCAUCCACUCGUUUGCCCCUUAUUCCAUAAAAAAAAAAUGCAGGCUAUUUUGAUUUCAAUAAUUAGAAUAGUUCGUCUAUUGGUCUUUCUUUUUUUUAAUUCAAUUUUUAAUUUGUGACUUAUUGCAUUGUUCUGACUACUUAGUACUAGUUUGUUUUAUGUUCAACUAAAACGAAACGUGAGUACAUUCGGCCCUUUAAUUGGUUAGUUCAUUUGUGCCGGCCAAUCAGAACGCUGAACGGGAUUUCAUGACUUUUUCAUUGAACGUAAAGCAAACUUGUAUUAAGAGUACUGUCCAAUACAAUUGGUCACGUUAUUUGCUAGUAAAUGCCUAUUCACAUGCUCCGGUUUCCGAAAAUCCGGUGCUAGGUAUCCGGCGGCGAAAUUUUCGCGAGUUUUCAAAUUCAAACUCAAAAUAUUUAUUUGCAUGUUAAGGUAUUACUCAGGUCUUAAUUUAAAUGUUAUGUACAGCUUAACGACCUUUUUCAGGCGUUGCAAAGAGGGCAUUUUUACACAUUUUAACGUAUAGUCACCGUCGGAGACUCGGCACCGGGUAACCGGCAACCGGGGCGUGUGAACAGGCAUUUGAAGUAAUUAAGUCAUAGAAAGGUGGAUAAUCGUCAACUAACUCAACAGCAAACGCUGUUGAGUUAUAAUAUACCCGCGAGUUCGUCCGCGUGGAAUAGUAACUUUGGAUAGAUUUUCUGUCUUGAUUAACUUGACUCGUUAAUCGCCGCGUAGGUCUUACUUUGACCCGUGUUUGCGGAUAAUUAUUCAAAUAAUUACUCUGCCUCCAAGACCAGUGUCUUAUGUAUUACAGAUUAAGAUCUGUAUUCCUUUUUUCUCAAUCUCUUUUUAGAGUUGGCACUGCUUAACAAGACUUCGCUGAAUGCCAGUAUGUUUUAUUGUUGGUUGACGUAAAGUUUUCUUUUCCCAAUUAACGAGUCCGUGGCAAUCCAUUUUUGGAUUAAUGGGUCUCCGUAAUUUAAGAUAGUUUGCCAUGAUUUCUACGAUUGGUGGUCACAGUUUCAAAUGUUCAGUUUUAUUAAAGAGUUGGCUGUUACUGGUCUCUGUUAAAUGUGUAUUCCCUUAGUUGGAUUCCGCGUUAAGAGGGUUGAAAUAUAAAUGUUUAAAUUCUUUUGUAUAUAAGAUACAAUAGAAAAUUUCACGAAAAUUCAUUUCACGAGGGGUAAUCUCAUACGCGUAAUAACUUUAUUUAGUUUUAGUUCUUUUGUGAUUCAUAACCAACUAGAUUAAAUAGCCAACUAGCUUAAAUAGCCAACUAGCUUAAAUAGCCAAUUAGCCAAGCCUUUAACUAAAGUAACGUUUUUGCUAACAUUUCAUUUAUUUAUUAUCCUACUUACAUCUAUCAUUAUAGUUUAAAUCUAAUGCGAUAGAGAAGCUACUUGCCAUUAAACAUAAAAUCAGUUGGUAGUAGUUCAGUAGUUUUAUUACAACUUUCGUGAGACAUACUAAAUUAAUUAUUAUGUUAUCGGCUUACUCACGUAACUGUUUGACGAGGAACUCGACUAGUUUCAAGCCAUGCUAGGGGCUCAUAUUCAUUCACGCACAGUAGCAGCGCAAAAAUUAAACAAACGUUUUUGCUAACAUUUCUUAGUUUUAUUAAGCUUAUAAGCCCGCGAUCAUAAAAAUCUCAUUACGGGAAAUCACGUAUCAUUUAAGACAGCUCCCUACAUAGCGAAUUUUCUAAUCUCUACAGUUAGUAGUUUCAAGCUAUGCGUUUGUCGGUCAAUCAUUCAAAUAUAGCUUUGCAAAUUGACUUGCUUUCCUUUAAAAUGUGUCUUAUAUUCAUGUUUUCAAGGCUUACAGUAAACUGCAGCCCUAGGCUAUUUAAUUUUUGAUAUUUUCUUCAAAUAAAUUUUUGUCAACUAUGACUAAUUUACUUAUUAUGUUUUCGGCUUACUUAUGUAACUAUUUGACGAGGAACUCUACUAGUUUCGUGACGAAAAUUGCGCUGCUACUGUUGCGAGUCGCGCUAUGCAAAUAUGAGCCUCUAGCAUGGCUUGAAACUAGUUCGAGUACCUCAACAAAUACACUUAUGAGCAAAUAAAAGAAGCAAAUAGCGUUUUUUCUAUUUCAUUUCUUUAUAAAUAUUUUCUGUUACAAGUAUUUUAUUAGUUGCUAACGUAUGUCGUUUAAAAUGAGAGUAUUUUGUUGUAAAACGAAUAUUUUUAUUUUAAAGUUAUAAAGUGUUCUUUAAAAUGCCAUAGUGGCUCCGUUUCUUUCCAAGUUUAGUUACGUGAGUAAGCCGAAAAACAUAAUAAUUAAUUUAGUAUGUCUCGCGAAAGUUGUAAUAUAAUAUAAAUAAUUACUAAUUCAUUCUGUUUUUCUGUUCAGUAAAGUUCGUGUAAUGAAAAACAUCCAAUAUCUACUUUCCAGUCCUUUUUGCGAUUUUAACUGCAACUACGUAUUAGUGGUUUCAGAAGCGCGACGGAGAUACGAGAUUCCCAUCUUUAAAUCUACCUUGGUUAGCUUGACUUUACCUAUUAAUUAGUUUGUCCACAAUCUAAGAAGUUAUGUUCUUUGAUUAUUGUUAAGAUCUGAUUUUUGUAGUGUCUUGUUUAAGUUUCUGUUAAUUUAAUUGACGGAUAUUUCAUCAUUAUAAUUCGUUUAGAGUGUAGAAAAUGUCACUAUUUGCGUUUUUAGUGAAUUUGUCGUAAGACUCAAGUCGAAGCAUUUAUUUCAACUAAAUCAGAAACUAGGACUUUUGGAACGGAUUUUUUUAUAGUGUAACGAAGUUUUUUUUUAUGUUAAAGAAUUAAAAAGAGAAUGAGUAUCAUCUGAUUUGAUUAGGUUAUCAUUGAUAUCGAUAAAGCUAUCAUUAUUUUUGUUUCUUUUUUUCUAUUUCUAGUAUAAGUUGUAUUCUAUGUAUGUUUAAGUAUGCUACGAAAUAUCUUCUAUGAAAAUAUCUCGGCGAUUAAGUCCACACGAAGUUGUUGUAUUGUAGUUAUUUGUUGUAUAAGAUAUAAUAAAAGAUAUUACCCAAAAUUA